UAAAUUCAAUCAAACACAUGCUUAAUUUAUUCCAGAAAAGAGAAAAAGAAGCAAACACCAACACUGCAAAUUCGUCUUGAACAUCGAAAUUUCCGGCGCAGAACACCCUAUGAUGGCUACCGACAAUUCCGAAGUCUAUCACGAAAGGCAAAGAUUACAGUUUUGUCUCGUUCAUUCUCUCAACUCCCUUUUUCAGCAAAAGGAUGCUUUUACUAGAGCAAAAUUGAAUGAAAUUUCUGAAAGACUCGCAAUUCAAGACUCCAACACAGAAACGUGGACCCCAUUCUCUUUUAUAUUCAAGCCCCAUCACAAUGUUUUCACUGGAAACUAUGACGUAAAUGUUCUAAUUGCGGCUUUGGAAGAGAAAGGAAAGAGUGUGGAGUGGCAUGAUCGCAGAAAGGGGGCAUCUUGCAUUGAUCUUGAUGCACCAGUUUUGAUGGGGAUUGUGAUCAAUGUGUCAGCGUCUAGGUUUGCUGGGAUUUGGAGAAGUAGGCACUGGAUUGCAUUGAGGAAGAUUAACGGGGUUUGGUUUAACUUGGACAGUGACCUUGACGCCCCUCAACCUUUUCUUGAUACACAUGAAGUAAGGAAGUUCUUGGAUUUUACAUUGGCAGAAGGAGGAGAGGUUUUGAUUGUCUUGAAUGAGAAACAGUCUUGCUUGAAACUGCUUCUGGAGGAUGUUCUUAAUAGGAGAUUGUAUCUUUUCUGCAAUACACUUGUUAAGCUGAAAUUCUGCUUCCAAAGUCUCCCCUACAAUCCCUCAACUUUAUAUAACAUCAUCAUUGCGCUCUCUCCUAAUGCUAUCAUCAUUCAAACAGGAAUAAGCAACAAAAUGAGUCACAGUGGCUACAUCAAUGAAAAAACAGGCUUGUCCUUGAGACAGAAUUCCAGCAGGAAAUCAACCAGAAAUGGACAAGUGAAGAGUUGCAUGUUCAGGAUUCCUUGGCAGUCUGAGACCUCUCCCGUUGAACUUGUGAAGGAUCUUGCAGAAAGAGUAACUAAUGCUCUACGCUUGAUGUCUUCAAGGAGAUCUUUACACCGAGGCUCUUCUUCCCUAACAAGAUCAAAAUCAGCAGGCUCCUCUGUUGAUUUUCAUAGAACUGCUGCUGUUGAGGAUUGCAUUGAGUUCAUCCACUCUUCUUUUUCAAGAUCAAACUCCUCAACCACAGCACCCCGCCAAGAUUCUAUACAAGCUCCUUGAUUAUAGACAGUUACAAUCAUGUGCUUGAUACCAUGUUUAAGUGUAUAUCUUCCUUUCUUCUCUCACCUCAUAAUGAUGGGAAUUAAGCCAUCCUUUUAUGCUUCUGUACAAACAGAAUCUGUGUAUAUUCAUUCUUCUGAUAAAUUUCUUACAAGGUGUUUUAAGUUUCAAUGAAACAAAUGCAAUAAUCUACGUUUUUCUAAGAAAUAUUAU
This is a messenger RNA of Vigna radiata var. radiata (mung bean), 1414 nucleotides long. Its product is annotated as josephin-like protein. Bases 110 to 1201 code for a protein of 363 amino acids. The transcript has 4 exons. Gene Ontology annotation, biological process: protein deubiquitination. Gene Ontology annotation, molecular function: cysteine-type deubiquitinase activity. The record is from RefSeq and is a predicted model, not a curated record. Lineage: Eukaryota; Viridiplantae; Streptophyta; Magnoliopsida; Fabales; Fabaceae.